CCUCGCGAGGGAUGACGUACGAGUUUCGCAGCACGUCACUGCAGCCUGGACGAUGCUGAAGGGUAGUAUAUAAGACUGCUUCUGCUUGCCUUCCCUCGAUCCUUCAUCACACUCAUCUCCAAUCCACUCAACUACAACUACCACUUUCAGCCCUCAACCAACCAACCAACCACCAACAAUCAACAUGUCUGACUCCAUGCGCAAGGGACUCGGCGAGCAGGCCUCCGAGAAGAUGACCCCCGACUCCCAGAAGUCCACCACCCAGAAGGCCAGCGAGAGCCUCACUGGAGCCGGUGACCGUAUUGCCGGUGCCGUCCAGCCUGAGGGCCAGAAGUCCACCGGACAGAAGCUUGGCGACGCCACCCGCUCAGGCGGCGACGAUGCCUCCGCCCAGGGUCAGGGUGUUAUGAAGCAAGCUCAGGACGCUCUCGGCAACGCUGGUCAGAGCAUCUCCGACACCCUCUCCGGCGCCACUGGCCAGAAGAAGUAAAGCACUCGCUUCUUCCCCCUGCUUGGUAGCUACGAUACCUCUUCCUCUCUUACGACCAUGAAGACCUGAGAAUGGACGAACAUGAUACUGCGA
Molecule: messenger RNA, 583 nt
Organism: Alternaria rosae
Lineage: Eukaryota; Fungi; Ascomycota; Dothideomycetes; Pleosporales; Pleosporaceae
Product: heat shock protein 9/12-domain-containing protein
Exons: 3
Coding region: 185-490 (101 amino acids)
Source: RefSeq, a predicted model, not a curated record